UUUCUUUAAUUUUCAUUUUUGAAGAAUAAAAUAAGGAGUAGAUUGUUACUGGGUUUGUUAGUUAGCCUAAGGGUAAUAGAAUCCUUGAGUUUCAUGGAGGGGCCACAGGCAUGGUUGGCAUUACAAAUCCAGUGAAAACAUAGAUUUGUUGUUUCUUUAUAAAGUUCGAGUAAGGAUGAAGUUAGAGGGUUUUGCAUGACAUGCUACCACACUUUCUCUGGCUUGUGUGUCGACAGUUGUUUGUACUGCCCUUAGAAAAACACAUUUACUGUGGUUCAUUUUUUUCUUUUACUCAACAUUUAAAAGAAAAUAUUUAGAGUUCUAGUAAAAUUAGAACCAAGUGGGGUUGAGCAAGGUGGCUUGUGCCUGUAAUCCCAGCACUUUGGGAGGCUGAGGCAGGAGAAUCACUUAAGGCCAAGAGUUCAAGACCAAUGUGGGCAAUAUAAUGAGACCCCCCGUCCCUACAAUACAUUGUUUUACAAACUAGCUGGGCAUUGUGGCAUACAUGUAGUCCUAGCAACUUGUGAGGCGGAGACAGGAGGAUUGCUUGAGCCCAGGAGUUCAAGAACCAAGUGUAUAAUAUAAUAUUAGUGUUAAAUGGAUGACUUGGGCCUAAAUAAUUUAGUUUUGUGCACUCAACUUUUGAACAGGAAUUUAUCAAGUAAUUCUGCUAAGAAGGAAGUGGGAUCAGCACUACUGUCUCUUUUGGGGGACUUAAAAGUUAGAUAUGUGACUUUGAAAGAAAAAAUACACAAAGGCAUACCACUGGAAGAGCUGCCCCCACUAUCAGUAGAAUCAAAAUUAUUAUCUACCUUCUCUACUUUUGCUUCCAGGCUAAUGAAAAAAGAAACACAUGUCUUUUCAGAAGCAGAUGCUGAACGAGAUGAUCAGAGGGCUCAAGAUUUUGAUGUUUCUUCGAACCUAAAAAAGACAAUCUCUCAAAUGUCUUUAUCAUCUGACAAUAGUCGUGCUACACAAAACAUAUCACCCAAAAAAGAUGACUUUAAAAAUGGUGAUAUAAAUGCAGACUUUCAUCAACUGAAACUUGAUGAUAAAGACUGCAGACAUUACCAAGAGAUGAGUGAAGACUGGUCUGAUGCUAAAGAGAACCUGACAGGAGUUGACAUCUCAGGAACACAAGAAAAUCAAAUAGAACAAGACAGAUGGAAUUUGGAUCUUACACUAGAAAUGAAGAAUGUUGAACCCUCACAAAGAGAUAAAGGUUAUUUGAUACAUGUUGGUGGCCUCUGCCCUUCAGUAUCUGAGGCCGAUUUAAGGUCUCAUUUCCAAAAAUACCAAGUUUCUGAAAUUUCAAUUUAUGAUUCUUCUACUAAUUACAGAUACGCAUCUCUUACUUUUACAAAAAACAGCGAUGCAAAGAUAGCUGUGAAAGAAAUGAAUGGGAUAGAAAUAAAUGGAAAGUCAGUAAAUGUGCGGCCUGUUAAAAUUCUUGGAGAAUAUACAUCACCACUUUCCUCCAAAAAUGGGAAUCGAAUUAGUUCGAAUAAUUUAGAGAAAAGCACCAAUAAAGAAAUCCACUCAGCCUUCUCCAUUUCUAGAUUGCCCAGAACUAGACCACGGCAGCUAGGAUCUGAGCAAGACAGUGAGGUUUUCCCUUCCAACCAGGGUGUCAAGAAGAAUUGUAAGCAGAUUGAAUCUGCUAAAUUAUUACCUGAUACACCUGUUCAAUUCAUACCUCCAAAUACAUUGAACCUUCGUAGCUUUACCAAGAUCAUAAAGAAACUGGCUGAACUGCAUCCAGAAGUCAGCAGAGACCAUAUUAUAAAUGCGCUUCAGGAAGUGAGAAUAAGACAUAAAGGUUUUCUGAAUGGCUUAUCUAUUAAUACUAUCGUGGAGAUGACUUCAUCUCUUCUGAAAAACUCUGCUUCCAGUUAGGAAUUCAAAAAACAAUACAGAGAACUUCCUUGGAUAGUGUGUCUCCUCCUUCAGAGAAUGUUCUACAGCACUUAGGAAAAAGUAGUAAUAACAAGAUGAUGUAAUUAGGUUGUGUAAAUGGGCUAAGCUGUUAAAAUAUUCUACUUUAUAGCCCUCCUUUAAAAUCGAGCAGCAGUUGUCUAUACAAUAUUAAGAUCUCUGUAUGUUUAAAGUUAAAAUAUAAUUUUAAUAAGUUUUAAAAUUUUUUAUUUCAAUCUUGUUGUUUAGAACAUCAAGGUGCGUAUUUGGGAUCUAAAGAAAUGGUCUUGUCCAUUUUAAAAACCUUUAUUAAGUCACUUUUAAAAUAUAUUAACCAAGAAAGAGGUUUGUUAUAUCAUUGUUUGUGAAAUGAUUUCCAUACAUAAAAAAAGGUAAUUUACCUGAACUUUAUCUUAAGACUCUUAUAUUGGAUUAUAGGAUAACAGAUAAACUGUAUAGAUACAUUCAGAAUCAUACAACAUUUUGGAAUGUGUAUACUUUCAGGCUUCCAAGAUAAUUAAAUUACGUCAUGAUACAUUUCAUGCAUUUUUAUGACUUCAGUAUAAAACAUUCAGGUGCGUUAGCCAUUUUCGCUGGGAAGGGUAAACUUGUAUGUGCUUUGGUACUUAAAUUUAAAUGUUCCCUAUAGUGCUUGCAUUCAUUUUGUGAAAAGUUCUGUUGUAUUGUUACAACAAUUUUCAAAGGCUAAUUUUAUGCCUUAUCUGAUAGAAAUAUAGAAUAGAUGGUUCUUUAAUUGCUUACUUUUUGAAAGUAAUAUAAUAUUUAAGUUGCAUUUUUAUUAAUAGUAAGGUUAACAUUUAAGUCUGCAUUUUCUUUAAAUGUUUUAAAUGUUUAUAACAUUCAAUGUUUAGUUGGUGUUACUUGAUUAAAAAUUAGCCAUUUAAUGUUUAUAUUUGAUGUAUUUAUAUUUAAUAAAGGCAUCUAAUCU
Chlorocebus sabaeus (green monkey) is the source of this 2863-nucleotide messenger RNA. It is a transcript of the gene RBM44, whose product is annotated as RNA binding motif protein 44. Lineage: Eukaryota; Metazoa; Chordata; Mammalia; Primates; Cercopithecidae. Gene Ontology annotation, molecular function: mRNA 3'-UTR binding. Gene Ontology annotation, cellular component: catalytic step 2 spliceosome. The record is from RefSeq and is a predicted model, not a curated record. Gene Ontology annotation, biological process: mRNA splicing, via spliceosome.